AUGUUUGUGUCUUCGAAUUAUUUUAUAACGAAAUGUAUUUUAAUCAAGUCUGCUUCCAUUUGUUGUCAUCAAAGUACGAAUGCAUCUCUUGCGUCAAUAUUAUAUCCUGAACCAAAACCAAUCGAUAAGAAUGAUACGCAAUCAUCGACUACAAUGCCAUCCUCAUCAUCGCCAUCACCUUCACAAACAAAACCAACAACAAAACAACAAGCACAAGCCGUUGUCAGCUCAGCGGCUGAUGCUGCUGUCAAUGCUCUCGGAAUGGGCUGGAGUGCACUUAAUGCUGUCAGCAAUCGGAUUACAGGGUUAACUACGAGCACAUCAACAAAUAUACCGAUUAAGAAUGAGCAGUUAGAAUCGAUUGUACGUAUAGUUACACCUGAAACACUUGAACAUCGAACAAAGUCUUUGAUCCGAUCGAUUGAAUCAGCAUCAUCAACAUUAUCGUUAGCCAUACGAAUCGAAGCACUUUCCAAUCAUCUUCUUCAACACCCUGACGCAAAUUACUUUACAAAAAAGGAACGGUUAAUUCCCUAUUUACUGUUUCUUCGCCGACAAGAACGUCACAAACCUGUGAUUGAUAAAAAAUUUAUCAAUAUGAUCAAUGAAUGUUUGACAUUAGCGAACUAUGUGGAAAGACCAAAAGGCCAAGGUAUUCGACUAUUAUGCAUCGAUGGUGGUGGUAUGAGGUGCGAUAGGUUUGAUUUCCAUCAAUGCACUUCGUCGUAUUGA
Molecule: messenger RNA, 732 nt
Organism: Adineta ricciae
Lineage: Eukaryota; Metazoa; Rotifera; Eurotatoria; Adinetida; Adinetidae
Source: the annotation of a GenBank genome assembly